CCGUGUUUGUUUGCUUUUUAGGCUCGUUAUAUAAUCUGACUUCCCGUCUGUUAUCAGCGGGGCCAUGUGACGUCAUCACCCAGCUCCGAGGAGGUGUGAGAGGCUCGAGCUGCCUCCAGACCUGCUAACGCACGAAAACAAACAGUAGCUGUGCCUUAGCUCAGCCAGCCAGCCGCUCUCUGGGGGAAAAAACGGGACGGAAGGCGAUUCGGGUCAGUUCUACUAUCGCGCGUCUGGAUGUGUGCUGAUAAGUUAGUGCGCGUUUUGCACUGACUUCAGCCUUUUAUGCAACCCACGACCAUGUCCGACGCUUCUAGCGCCCCUUCAACAGACAACAACGCAGACUCCGGGCUUAACGGGUCCUGGGUGGAGUUAGAGAUGAACAGAGGCACAGCUGGUUUGACCCAGUCAUCCUCCACAGGCGGUACGGCCCCGGGCCUGCUGCCCCUCCCUCAGGUGGAGGAAGAGGAGGCCAUGGUGGGGGGCCUGGAGCACGUCCCAUCCUCAUCCUCGAUCCACAACGGAGACAUGGAGAAGAUACUGCUCGACGCGCAGCAUGAGUCGAGCCGCAGCAACUCGUCAUGUGACAGUCCCCCGCGGCCCCACACUCCCCAGGACGAGGGACAGAUCAUAUUUGACGUGGACGUGACCAGCAGAAGAGACAGCCAAUCUGAAGAGGAUGUCGUGGACAAGGAGAGGGACAUGGACAUCCUGAUGAAGGACGCAGAUUGGGUUGCUGACUGGUCUAGUCGACCGGAAAACAUUCCCCCCAAGGAAUUUCAUUUCCGUCACCCUCGACGUUCAGUAACACUCAGCAUGAGGAAGACUGGGGCUAUGAAGAAAGGAGGCAUCUUCUCCGCUGAGUUCCUCAAAGUCUUCAUCCCGUCGCUGCUACUAUCACACAUCCUCGCUCUGGGGCUCGGAGUCUACAUCGGAAAGAGGUUGACCACGCCACCCGCCAGCUCCUUCUGAGCCUGGAAUUGAAGAAAAGUGCCUGAGAAGUGGCCAUGAGUUGUUUGAGAAAGUUUUGCUGUCGUGAGAAGAAUGCUCGUCUCUCCCCCCCUCUGUCCCGCCUGCCCCCCUUCCCCUCCUCGACCCUGAGAUAUGACAUGUUCUCAGGAGAAAUGCAUCUGCCUUUUCCUUUGUCCCCCCUCGUUUUUACUUAAUGGGCUGUUCUGACUGUCUGUAGACAUCACCCUCCUGCCCCCUUCACUUAUUUGUAUACGCUUUUCAAGAAAGAAUAAGGUCUCGUUCCCCUUUUCCCAGCUAUCGAGUUUAAAUGUUUCUAAUGGGUGGGUUUUCAGGGAGGGUUGCAGCAUUGAACCAAACUCUUAUAUACAUGCUGAUUCAGUGCCCUUUGAUUAUCUGACUAAAAGGGAGGACUGUUGUUGUACUGACCGCAGAUUGUGCCACCUGCAUGAGCAGCCCAGCACUGGAAAAGGUUCGACUGAGUCUAGAAACGGCCGCACAGACUGAAAAUGUGAUCAUGCCUUUUUGAAAGUGGCCAUUUUGUUCAUUUUCUUUCGGUAGUAUCAUCUUUUUAUUUAUUUACAACAGUGGUGGUUUAUUUAAAAAGGAUUUAAUGAUGAAAGGAGAUACCUUAGUGGCUAACCCAAACCGUAGCCGCUAGUGAGCUGCGCUGGGGAAGUCUCCGUUUGCCAGAAGGUAGAUUUAUGUGACCAGUUUUCCACUGUUUCUGUGACAGAAAGUAGAAGAUCUAUUUGGUUGUGCAUCUGAAUGCAUAGUUUGCUAAUUGACAAUAAUAAUGGGAAGUCAGGGUUAGUAUGCGAGCUGCUGUGCAGGCAGACCGUGCGUAUGUUCAGCAUCUACACUAACAGUAUUUUGUGGUUGGGUCUUGGGUAACGGUGCUGAACAGUCCAAAAAAUUCAGUCGUCUGUCCAGCGAACCCCCUAGUUUGUCUGCAGGGUGUCUGCUUAGUUCCUGCUUACUUUUAAUCCAUAUCGGGCUGGAAAUAGCUAAAUACCGCUUUGACUUAUUAUUUGAGUGUAUUUGAAGUAAUCAGAAAAACAAAACUGGUACCAAAAAGCUUUGUGGUUUGAGAUCUAUAGUUAGGAACAUUUGUUUUCAAUAUAUCUUUAUUUGAUUUUAAAAAGUAAAAGGUAUUUCAUUUAAGAAAAAUACCAUUAAGUUUGAUGUAAUUUACUUUUAUACGAUUUCUACUAACUUGCCGUUAGAGCCAUUACUAUUAUUGAGGAAGAAACCUCCAGCCCUGCUCCCUGACACUCCGGUGUGUUUGCCAAAACGCCUUGAAAACGAGCAGAAAUAAUCCACAAAGCUGCAUGUGAAAGGAUCUGACUAAUGUGUGCGAGUUUGGACGGGCAGAAGGUACCUGGUGAUGCUCUAUUCUAUAUUUGUCUCUUUUCUUCCAGCGGAUCUGCCAAAAAGCAUCAGCCUCUAGCUGCCUGGAGGGGGCUUUGUGUAAACUGGUGGUUUACUAGAAAGUUUAGCGCGGUCAUGUGUUCACGCAGCAUGGUUGAACAACCUAGUGUCAGACCUGUGGUAUCUCUGAGGCUGGACCGCGCUCAGUUUUUUGUCUGAGCGAGAUCAGGGUCAGCAGGGUUGCAACUUAGAAGCUGAGAUCCAACUGAACAUCACAUCUCUUGAGGUUAUCCUGUGUGACAUACAAAGGUUUAUUUGACAAAAACUCAUUCCAUGCACAACUGAAUAAUGACUAGGGGACGUGUGCCGUGAGAUGUGCAGUUGUACAACAGGGAUUCGUCCUGAAUCCGCCAGGUGAAAAUGAGCUCAUCACGUUGUUAUUGAGGUCCGUUAUUAGAACAUAGAGUAUGCUACUUUUACAUGGAACUUGGAAGUGUUUUUUUUUUCUCCUUUGGAUUAUAAUACAACUACACGACUUGCCUUUAUUUAAUGUCAAAUAUCAUGAUGCAAUAUAAGAAGAGACCAUUCUCAAAACAAAACUUUGGCCAUAGAGGUAAUGGUAAAAGUAAACUUUCUCUCCUUGAUAUGCUGACAUAACAUGCUCAUUGACAACUAACAGCAACCCCACCAGUUGAUCCAUUGUGUCCAGUGUUUGUUGCACUUUCAGCUUUUAAAGUGGUGUUUGGGGUUGUUCUUUCCCGUCUAGUUUGUUUGGCCUCCUGGUUUGUCGUGUUUCCCCCCGGUGUUGGACAAAGAUUGUUGACGUGGAUCAUGUUAUAAGUGUGAAGCCUGAACCCGUGUUGAUGAUGGCAGGACCUGAUGAUGUGAACAGAAAUGGAAGGUGCGGGAAGAGAUUCCCCUCAGACUGUCGUGGUCUAACAGUAGUUAUUGUAAUGAUGCAUUUGCUUUAAUUUUCUUUUUCCCCAUGACAUUGGAGAAGUUGAUUAAACAUUUUUGUCAUUAAAGAUUACCUGAAUGAA
Molecule: messenger RNA, 3380 nt
Organism: Mugil cephalus (flathead mullet)
Lineage: Eukaryota; Metazoa; Chordata; Actinopteri; Mugiliformes; Mugilidae
Gene: bnip3lb
Product: BCL2 interacting protein 3 like b
Exons: 6
Coding region: 286-972 (228 amino acids)
Biological process (GO): positive regulation of apoptotic process; mitochondrial outer membrane permeabilization; defense response to virus
Cellular component (GO): mitochondrial outer membrane; nucleus; mitochondrial envelope
Source: RefSeq, a predicted model, not a curated record